Molecule: messenger RNA, 903 nt
Organism: Linnemannia hyalina
Lineage: Eukaryota; Fungi; Mortierellomycota; Mortierellomycetes; Mortierellales; Mortierellaceae
Source: the annotation of a GenBank genome assembly
AUGAUCGAGAACCUAACCUCUUCCCGCCUCUGUCUUAUUACGAUUGCUGCUCAAUUAGAUAUCAGAAAUGGUUCACAAGGAGCAGGAUCAGUCUAUGGUAGCAGAACGCCAGCACUAUUUUACAACACCAACGACACUACGACGGCUUCGCCCGGACUCAAACACCCUGCCAAAGCUGUUUUUCUACAACACAACUACCCCCGUAACUCUCUCCUCGCCGCUGGAGUCAACAAGUACAGCCGCUCGCAGGUCAUUGCCAAGCGUGUCUUGUACAAGCGCAAGCCCACUGGUGCCAUUGCCAUCAAUGCCCCUGCCGCCAACAAGACCGUUGAGGUCAAGGGCGCCAAGAACGGUGGCUCCCGCGUCAUUGCCGCUGCCAAGGCCCCCCGCUUCUACGCCGCUGAGGAUGUUGCUCUCCCCAAGAAGAACCGCAAGCACGCCGGUGUUGCCAAGCUCCGCAACACCAUCGUCCCCGGUACCGUCCUCAUCCUCUUGGCCGGUCGCUACCGCGGCAAGCGCGUUGUCUUCUUGAAGCAGCUCGAGUCUGGCCUUUUGCUCGUCUCCGGCCCCUUCAAGGUCAACGGCGUCCCUCUCAAGCGCGUCAACCAGGCCUACGUCAUUGCCACCUCCACCAAGGUUGAGCUUGAUGCCACCAAGAUCGAUGCUCAGUUGAACGAUGCCUACUUCGCCCGCCCCAAGGCUACCAAGAAGGCCGCCACUGAGGAGGCUUUCUUCGAGGGUGAGAAGAAGAAGGAGCCCCUUGCCGAGAACAAGGUCGCUCUCCAGAAGGCUACCGACAAGGUCAUCCUUGAGGCUGUCAACAAGGUCGAGCACCUCCGCCAGUACUUGUCCGCCAAGUUCUCUCUCUCCAAGGGCCAGGCUCCCCACGCUCUCCAGUUCUAA